Molecule: messenger RNA, 164 nt
Organism: Amoebophrya sp. A25
Lineage: Eukaryota; Dinophyceae; Syndiniales; Amoebophryaceae
Source: the annotation of a GenBank genome assembly
AAGAUGUAUGUGCAAGUUUCAGACUUCGAUCAGAUGGCGGGCUUGUACUACGUUCUUUAUAACAGCGUCGACGGCGGUGUCUAUCACCGGGAGCCACUAAGGUCGGAGUACAUUACAGCUGACGAUGUCCGAGGUGCAUUGUCGGAACUACAAGCAGAACAUGC